AUGGAUGAUGAUUGUGGCUGCGAUGGUGGGUGUAGAGAGAAGCGAGUCAGAGAUGAAUGGGACAAGUCAGAGCUGGACUCAGCCGAGGUAAAGAGACUCAGGGAUGACCUCCUAAAUCUCGAUGACUCGGAUCUCGGAACCAAUUGUCCUGACCUCGACUCAUUCAUGAAGAGCUUCGAAGAAGAGAUCUCUGUGUCGCCGGCUCCACCGGCGAAUGAUGUAGAUCUGACAUCAGACGCCGAAGAUUCCCAACUGGAGCUCGGUUACCUCUUGGAAGCCUCCGACGACGAGCUCGGCCUCCCUCCGUCGACUACGUCAUCAAGCGAGGCGGAGAACAACGAAGAAACCGAGUUGGUCCGAGUUCCGUCGGACUCGAUCUGA
Cornus florida is the source of this 381-nucleotide messenger RNA. RefSeq lists its product as uncharacterized. The transcript has a single exon. Lineage: Eukaryota; Viridiplantae; Streptophyta; Magnoliopsida; Cornales; Cornaceae. Bases 1 to 381 code for a protein of 126 amino acids. The record is from RefSeq and is a predicted model, not a curated record.